AUGGCCUCGGUGCUCUUCGACUCAGGCCUGUACCGCAACGCCCGCGCGGCCCACAUGUACAACGUGCUCGGCUUCGACCACGUCCCGCCCGCCGCCUUCCGCGCCAAGGCCAGGGAGGACAUCAAGGCCCGGUACGCCGAGAGCGUCACCUUUGCCGACGUCGAGGUCCUGCAGGCGUCCAAGGUCGGGGAGGGCCUCUUCAGGGCGGAGGACGCGCGGGGGCGGGCGUGGUUCGGCAGGCGUAUGGUGCUGGCCACCGGCGUCACGGACGUGAUGCCCGACAUCCCCGGUUACGCCGACUGUUGGGGACGCGGCAUAUUCCACUGCCUCUUCUGCCACGGCUUCGAGGAGCGCGGGGCGGAGAGGGUCGGUGUCCUGGUGUCAGGCAUGGUAGGGAACCUUAAGAUGGCGACGCACAUUGCGCAUAUGGCGCGUCCCCUGGGGAAGCAUGUGACGAUCUAUACGGAUGGGAACUCGUCUCUGGCCUCGGAGAUUUCAGCACUGGCCAACAACCCCUUCGCAGUCGACGUCCGCAAGAUCACGAAGAUGCGCAUGGCCGGCGGCGACAACAGAGUGCACCGCACCAGCGUCGCGCUCACCUUGGAGGGUAGCGACGACGAGGUCGCGGAGGGAUUCCUCGCCCACGGGCCCUUCACAAAGGUCAACGGCCCUUUUGCGGAGCAGCUGGGGCUGGAGAUGGCAGAGAACGGGGACAUCAAGACGACGCCGCCGUUUGGCGAAACGAGCGUUGCCGGGGUGUAUGCCGCCGGAGACUGCGCAAGCAUGCUUAAAUCCGUCUCGUCUGCAACCACAAGCGGUGUGCUUUGUGCGGGUGGAAUGGUGGUGCCGCUGCAGUCGGAGCCAAGGGCUGAGUUGGAUGUUGAGGCGGUCGAAAGGAUUAUUGGGUGA
Colletotrichum graminicola M1.001 is the source of this 909-nucleotide messenger RNA. RefSeq lists its product as uncharacterized. Gene Ontology annotation, molecular function: oxidoreductase activity. The record is from RefSeq and is a predicted model, not a curated record. The transcript has a single exon. NCBI's taxonomy places the organism in Eukaryota, Fungi, Ascomycota, Sordariomycetes, Glomerellales, Glomerellaceae. Bases 1 to 909 code for a protein of 302 amino acids.